UAUUUAUUUUUUUAAAUUUAAAAAUGGAAAUAGAUCUCGGCACUGGGUUUAUUGUAGACAAGGCAACAGUGGGGAGUGGUGGCCAUGUCUCUGGCUCUAACAAACUGCAACGUACUGAAUCCUUGCCGUAUAAAAUGAUGACGAUGCAGCAUAAUCUUUUGCUUCCUUCUUCUGGAGGGUCUCUGGAUAGAAAUGGCGCCGAGGAUGGGUAUGUUGUUGGUUCUGCAGGUGGUGGUGGUGUUGGUGGGAGGUCAGUGGCGACGACUCUGCAGUCUUUUAGCACUACAGCCUUCGAAUCCCCUGCAGGAGUUAUGGCGCCUUCUCUGAGGUUUCCUUUUACUUCACCACAGUGGCAGGAGCUUGAGCGACAGGCAUUGAUCUACAAGUACAUGAUGGCAUCUGCGCCUGUUCCUCCUAAUCUCCUUAUGUCCAUCUGCGGAAAUCUUUUGGACACCGUUGCUACUCCCCACUCUGCCCGUAAUCCUAAUGUCUUUGACUAUUUUCGUUGCCUUCAAUGUUCAGUUGAUCGGAGUUCUUCUUUCAAUCUACGAUUCUCGAACGGCAUGGAUCCUGAGCCAGGAAGGUGCCGCAGAACCGAUGGGAAGAAAUGGCGGUGCUCGAGAGAUGCGGCGUCUGAUCAGAAGUACUGUGAGAGACACUUGCACAGAGGCCGUCCCCGUUCAAGAAAGCCUGUGGAACUACAUCUACGAACCGACAUUAAGAAGAUUGAAGGCUAUAAUACGCGCUCGGCUCCAUUGACGCAUCCAGAGACUGCGUCUGCAAGUUUUUCCAACAUUAAAUCUAAUAAUACGACUACCACCCAUCAGCUUUCAGGGUUUUUAUCCCGGCCAGAUUUCAAGGCCUCCCCUUUUGAUAACCUUGUUCCUCUUCCAUCAUACAAGGAACCCAGGGGUAUGGACUGGAUGAUGAGAGGGGAACCGGUUCCCCUUACUGCGUCGAAUCAACAUUGGUCCCAACUGAUGCAAUCGAAAGCAAAUUCCGCUGAAUUCCGACGGCCUUACGAAGGCGAUCGGAGUUUGGACACUUGCUCGAAUUUUGGUGAUGGGGGAAGAUCGGAACCUCACCAUCUGAACGAUCGGUGCUUCCAAUUUCUGAACCCCGAAGUAACUUCCUUAGGUGAACCUUCAAGCCCGGAACAUCGACAAACGCCCAUGAGGUUCAUGGACGGGUGGUCGAGCCCAGCUAGGGAUAGCACAAGCAAAAAUGCAGGGAAUAAGUUGUCAAUUUGUUCGUACGGGAAGCUGCCUCCGUCUGCCCUUACAUUGUCGAUGUCCGGUGGUAAUGUCUCCAACGAAGAAGAAAGGGAACAGAUCCAAAUGGGUCUUGGAGUAAUCGCACCCUGGUCACCUUCACCACCCGGUGGCCCAUUAGCUGAAGUCCUGCGACCGAGCAUGGCAGGGUCAAAAUCGCAUGGCUGCUGUGGUGGUGGCAAGAGUAGCUCAUGUUGCUGCGGCGGGCUCAAUUUCAAUUUGAUGUCAGGUGCUUGGGGUACUAGUGGUGAUACCACGGGCAGUCCCAUAGCAACCACGGUUUCAUCUCCAUCAGAAGUGCUGCAACAGACCCUGACAUCGGUCUCAGAUAGUAGUGGUGGCAGCAAUCCCACGUUCAAGGCUGGCACUGUAAAAUCGGAGAUUGCGUUGCAGUGGCUGAACCAGGGUAAAUAGCCAUCCCAUCCCCUGCCCUGCUUCAGGGAAUGUAAUGUCUGUCUGCCUCCAUCGUUUUUAA
Telopea speciosissima is the source of this 1746-nucleotide messenger RNA. Its product is annotated as growth-regulating factor 3-like. Bases 24 to 1685 code for a protein of 553 amino acids. Gene Ontology annotation, cellular component: nucleus. Gene Ontology annotation, biological process: developmental process; regulation of DNA-templated transcription; DNA-templated transcription. Lineage: Eukaryota; Viridiplantae; Streptophyta; Magnoliopsida; Proteales; Proteaceae. The record is from RefSeq and is a predicted model, not a curated record. The transcript has 4 exons. Gene Ontology annotation, molecular function: ATP binding.